Cladocopium goreaui is the source of this 3444-nucleotide messenger RNA. The record is from the annotation of a GenBank genome assembly. NCBI's taxonomy places the organism in Eukaryota, Dinophyceae, Suessiales, Symbiodiniaceae.
AUGUUGUUGCGCAGGGCAGCGGCCUGGAAAUGGAAGGCAGUGGGACUCACUGCCUCCCAGGUUCGCUCCCUCCGACGUGCACUCCCUUCCGGACCGCGACCAAGUCAGGGGGCAGCAGCAGCUCUCGCUGCCGGGCGGUCCGGACCAGGGCACGUGGCGGCGCCGCCAUGCGAGGCGACGCAGGGGGCCGAGCGGCUCACGAAGUCGGGAGAACGGAACAGAGAAGGCGGCGGCCCGGAUGACCGUGGAGGGCAGACGUGGCCACGCACCGGCCCCGCAGAUGCCUUCACCCAUGGUGGGAGGAAGCGAGGCGACCGUGCCGGGCAAUUACGCCUCAGCACCGAAUGGAGUCGCGGCAAGAGGGCGUGCCGCCAUGCGGCAGACACCAGCGCGGGCCACAGGUGCGGUGGCCCAGGCCGAUGCAAGGUCUGGAAGCUGACGGAUUUGGACACGACGGACGGUCUCCGUGACUUCCUGGGUCUCCCGUGCAACGAAGGGGCAAGGGAAGGAUCCGCGAGCACACCGCCCCCAGUCAACUCGGAACGCAGCGACAAGGGGCGGAAGGAACCGGCAGGGCCGCCCGAGAAAGGGGUCAGGCGUGAACCGGAUCGGAGCGACAGCGAGGACGACCCGGAAGAAAGCCCGCCGCCAAGGGACUUCGGCGACAAGCUCGGGUUGCCUGAUUACGGCCCCAUCUGCUGCGGCUGCGGGAUGGGCAGUUGUCGCGGCAUCCAGCACCGGCAGGCCCUGGACUACUCCACCAUGAUCACUCGCCGCGCAGGGGGGGCAGGCAGCCCGCGCAUAGCCAUUUGCCUGGCCCCGGCCAGGAACGGCGCCAUCAGGCCGACAGGCACCGACCGCCGGCUGUGCGGGCACACCCCAUGUGAGCGGUGCGUGGUUUGGGUGCGGGGGUCGCCGAUGUGCCCCUGCUGCGCAAACCGAGCUAUGGCCUAUGGGUCGCAGCUGCAAGGAGCUGGGCCGCUCCCGCCGCUGGAUGCAAGGAACAGGCAAGCCGUCCCGGAGGGCGGGGCGGGGAAGCCACCACCAGCGAGCGGACAGGGCAGGGAUCGACGGGUGGACCUGAUCAGCCGCGGCGAGGCGCCGGCGAGGGCCCGGAGCCGGACGCCGGCGGCGAGAACGGCCUCACCCCGCAGACCGGCCUCACCGGAUGGAAGGACUGGGGGCGAGGAAUCGGGCCCGCCCGAGGAGGAGGCACCACGAAGAACCGCGGAAGCAAGCCCCGGGGCACCCAGACCGGCCUCUCCGGCUAGACGGGCCAGGGACGAGGAACGGAGCCCACGUGGAGCAGAGAGGCCACGGAAUAACAUGGAAUCAAGCGAAGAAGAGGAGGUCACGGACGAGGAGGAGGACAGGGAAGGCCUCUAUCGCAACAUCGCGGGAUCCAAAGGAGAUUGGGCAGAGAGGCCAGAACGCGCAGGGGGCGACUGGGAAAGUCACCAUCGUCGGGAAUGCAUGAACCCGCACUGCAACCGGCCGGCCCGGGGAUCGGACGAGAUCUGCUGCGGUCGUUGCACCGAAACACAGGGCCGGGAGCACUCCUUCAACUGUAAUGCCCGCACCUACGGUGACGACAAGAGGCGGUCGGGCCGGCCGUGGGGCGGAGGCGACGGGGGGAACGGUCCACCGGACCGCGGCGACCCGAACAGGCGCCGGGGAAGCGGAGGUGGCAAACCCAGCAAGAAGCCGAGCAAGGCCGCCAGGGACAGGGAACGCAACCUGUUCCGGAAAGGGAGCAAAGGAAAGGGGGGUCGUUCUCACCUGCAGCUGACUUUUGGGAAAGCACUGAAGCUAGCUGUCGCCACGGCUACGAGCCGGUCGCGGGCGUCCCGGCUCCGGACCUGGGAUCGAGCCAUCCAGCACCUUGCGGAACAGGAGCUGGUCCGGGUCGAGCCGGACGGGCGCAAGCUCAACCCGGAGCUACUCAAGGCGGGCACUGCCUACCUGCGGGCCCGGGGCUAUAGGUCAGCAGAAUUGUACGCCAGCACUGCAAUGACCCGUCACAAAGCAGUGUACCCAGUACCCGGGGCGCUGGAGAUCGCCGCGCGGGAGGCGACCCGCUUUGCGCGGCGGGCCAAUGCCCCGCCGCGAGGCAAACAACCGGCCCCCAUGCCUCAGCCGGAAAACCCCUUGUUUGAGGCGUUGUGCACUGGGAUAUGGUAUCUCCUCCGGGUGUCGGAACUGACAGCGCUGAACCUGGGAGACGUCCUGUGCACCCAAGGGCCCGGCGAGAUGCGGGUCGCCCUCCACGUCCGAAAGUCCAAAACGGACCAAGAGGAGGCAGGCGAGCUCGUCGCGCGGGCCUGCACGUGCGAGGCGCUUGAGGCACGGCCCUGGUGCCCGGCCCACACCGCAUGGAACCAUGCCCGCAAGCGCAUGGGCUCCCUUAGGGAAAUGGGAGGACGAGCGCCGGGAGCCCCGCUGUUCACGGACGCGGACGGGCACCGCCUGACCCAGAAGACCGUCACAGAGGCCAUCGAAUACGCGGCCGCAAGGGACGGGCAGGAAAUACGUAAGGACGGGUGGGCAUGCUUCGGGUCGCACAGCCUACGGGUCGCCGGGGCAAUUGCGGCCUUUGAGGCCGGGCUCCAGGAGGAGACAGUGAAGGCGCUGGGACGCUGGACCUCCACCAAGGCGAUGUAUGCCUACCUGAGGGGUACACCAUACACGAAGGCAGCCUGGGCCUCCAAACCCAUGGCACAAGUUUUGAUGCGCAACGCCCGGAGCCGGACAGGUGCCUUCCACCCCCUUCCGAUGGAAAGCAGUAUCGAAGGAAAGGGGAAGGGAGCGGGCAAGAAUGUCGAAGAAUUGGGAGGCAACCUGACGGUCCGGAACAGCCUAACCGGCCUGAUCCACAGGGUAGGGCAAACUACAGGCCCACCCGAGGACUGGAUCACGUGGUGUGGCUGGAGAUGGGCUGCCACCGGGGCAGCGGGGGCCUACACCUUGAAGGACGAAGAAACGCUGCAGCCCAGACCACCGCAGCACUCGUCUGGAAAAAGAGAGUGCAUGAUUGAGGGCGGUCGGGACGAAGAAACGCUGCAGCCCAGACCACCGCAGCACUCGUCUGGAAAAAGAGAGUGCAUGAUUGAGGGCGGUCGGGCGAUGGCUGAUGUUACUCUGUCGGACGGUUUUGCUCAAGGAAAGCACGUGGCUCGGGCGUUUGAGACGUCCUGGUGUUGCUCCACUGUCCAAAAUGGAGUUCAGCCCGUUUGUGGAGCUGAGUGCUGUGCGCCUCAGCUGACGAUUCGUCGCGGCUUCAAUCAUGUGGAGCCUACUUCCAGCGAGACACCUGACGUGGCUUUCUACUUUUCCUAUUCUCAUCCCAAUCUGUUGGAUGUCUUUUUAGUGCUGGCUCAGCUAAAGUGGCGCGUCCACGACCCGGGCGCCGUGAUGAAGAAGGUGGUGCUGUUCGCGCAGGACUGA